AUGAAUAAAGUUGAAGAAAUUGCAAAACAAUUAAUAAUAAAAAGGGUUAAUAAAAAAGGUGUAAGAUUUUAUGAAAUAAGUGAUCCAAAUAAACCAAAAGAAGAGAAAUUAAUUUAUCCAUCAGUAUCAACAGUAUUAUCGAUUAUUGAUCAACCAGGAUUUAAAUUGAGUGAAAGAGAAAGAUUAUUUAGUCACUUAAAGAAAACAUUUGAAAAUUCAAUCAAAGCUGGUGUACCAAUGUCAAAAAAGCAAGAAUAUUUUUUUAAAAGAGAAGCAUUAAACAAAUAUGAUGAAAUUUCAAAAAACUCAAUAAAGUAUGGUAGUAUCAUUGGUACAGAUUCUCAUAAUGAAAUUGAAGGAAUGGUAGAUCAAAUUUUAGUUAAAACCGUAUCAAAAUCAAAACCAUUAAAAUCAUUAAUUGAAACUAAAAAUGCUUUACUUUUAGAUGAAAAUAAUGAAAUCCUUUCACAACCACUUCAACCACCAACACCAACACCAACAUCAACAGAACCAGAAUUAAAAUCAGAUACAGAAUUAAAAUCAGAUACAGAAAAAACUAAAAUUAAACCCAAAACAAAAACUGAAUUAGAAUUAUCACUUGUUACUUCAACAAUUUCAAAGGAACUAUUAAAUGAUGCACCAGUAAAAGUGAAAAAUGUAUCAACAUCAUUUAAAUAUUGGGAGCAAUUAUCCGGUUUAAAAUUAGAACAUAAUGAUACUUUAGUUUUUAGUAAUAAAUAUAAAUUUGCAGGUGCAUGCGAUGCGGUUGCAAGAAAACCAAAUGGUGAAUUGGUUGUAUUAGAUUGGAAAACUUCAUCAGCAAUGUCAAUAAAUUAUGCACUUCAAAUCUCUGCAUAUUCAAAAGCAAUCGAAGAGAUGACAGGUGAGAAAAUUUCAGAAGCAUGGGUAGUUAUAUUCAAUAAAAAUUUUCCAACCUUUAGUACCUAUUCAGUUAAAGAUAUCGAUAGUUGUUUUCAAAAUUUUUUAUCAGCUUUAAACCUUUGGAAUGCUUAUAAUGUUGAUAAAAUUGAUGAAAGAUAUGAAUCAACUGAAGUUCAUUUUUUUAAUCAUUUACCAUUUGCUUCAAAAUUUACAACUAGUAAUAAUACUACUCCAAUUAAAAUUAAUGGUAAAAAAGAAAGAAUAAAAAAUAAAAAUAAUAAUAAUAAUAAUAAUAAUGAUGAUAAUAAUGAUAAUAAUGAUAAUAAUGAUAAUAAUGACGAUAAUAAUGAUAAUAAUGAUAAUAAUGAUAAUAAUGAUAAUAAUAAUAAUAGUAUUUCAUUUUCAAAAAGUGGUGGUAUCAUAAUACCUGAUACUGUUAAAAAAAUAAAAAUCAAAUAA
Messenger RNA from Dictyostelium discoideum AX4, 1341 nucleotides. RefSeq lists its product as hypothetical. Lineage: Eukaryota; Evosea; Eumycetozoa; Dictyosteliales; Dictyosteliaceae. The coding region runs from base 1 to 1341 and encodes 446 amino acids. The transcript has a single exon. The record is from RefSeq and is a predicted model, not a curated record.